CAGGGGAUGGAGUUCGUGGCGCUCACCGCCGUGGAGACGGAGAAGAGCGACACUCCCGCCGCCGGGGGCAGUCCCAGGCGCCUGGGGCUGCUCGGGACGCCCUUGCCGAUGCCCCCGGGGGGCUCCGGGGCCCGGUCAGCUUCGCACAAGCGCUACCGGCGCCUCCAGAACUGCCUCUACAACGUGCUGGAAAGACCUCGCGGCUGGGCGUUCAUCUACCACGCCUUCAUAUUUCUGCUGGUCUUCAGUUGUCUGGUCCUGUCUGUGUUUUCAACCAUCCCAGAACAUCAAAAAUUCGCCAACCAAUGUCUCUUCAUCCUGGAAUUUGUCAUGAUUGUGGUUUUCGGGCUGGAAUACAUCAUCCGGGUCUGGUCGGCGGGCUGCUGCUGCCGCUACCGGGGAUGGCAGGGACGCUUUCGAUUUGCCCGGAAACCCUUCUGUGUCAUAGAUUUCAUCGUCUGCAUUGCCUCGCUGGCAGUCAUCGCUGCCGGCACCCAGGGAAACAUCUUUGCUACCUCGGCCCUGCGCAGCAUGCGCUUCCUGCAGAUCUUGCGCAUGGUCCGCAUGGACCGCCGCGGCGGCACAUGGAAGCUUCUGGGUUCAGUCGUCUAUGCUCACAGCAAGGAGCUGAUCACGGCCUGGUACAUCGGGUUCCUGGUCCUGAUAUUUGCUUCUUUUCUUGUCUACUUGGCGGAGAAAGAUUCUAACACUGAUUUUGCUACCUAUGCAGACUCUCUAUGGUGGGGUACGAUCACGCUCACGACGAUUGGCUAUGGAGACAAGACCCCCCAUACAUGGCUGGGCCGGGUGCUGGCAGCCUGCUUUGCAUUGCUGGGCAUCUCCUUCUUUGCGCUGCCUGCCGGGAUUCUGGGCUCAGGGUUUGCUCUGAAAGUCCAAGAACAACAUCGGCAGAAGCAUUUUGAGAAGAGACGGACUCCAGCAGCCAACUUGAUCCAGGCUGCAUGGCGCCUCUACUCAACGGAUAUCAGCCGGGCCUACCUGACAGCCACCUGGUGCUAUUACGACAGCAUCCUCCCAUCGUUCAGCAAUAAAAUGGGCAUCAAGGACCGCAUCCGCCUGAACAAUUCCCAGAGGCAGGGCAGCCGGGGGAAGCAGCAGCAUCUGGCCCCACCCCUCCACCGCUCUCCCAGCACUGAGAACAUCCACGAGGUUGUGAGCCCCACCAAGGUACAGAAGAGCUGGAGCUUCAAUGACAGGACAAGGUUCCGGGCCUCACUGAGGCUGAAGCCCCGGACCCCAGUGGAGGUUGAUGGCCCCACAGAGGACAGCAGCGAGGAGAAGGGCUAUCAGUGUGACUUGACCUUUGAGGACAUUAUGCCUGCUGUGAAGACCCUGAUCAGGGCUGUUAGGAUCCUUAAGUUCUUGGUGGCCAAAAGGAAGUUCAAGGAGACGCUGCGACCGUAUGAUGUCAAGGAUGUUAUUGAGCAGUACUCUGCCGGCCACUUGGACAUGCUUGGCAGGAUCAAAAGUCUCCAGACACGCGUGGAGCAGAUCGUGGGGCGGGGUGCCAUUGCAGUUGAGAAGAAGUCGCGUGAGAAAGGGGAGAAGGCGUCCCUGGAGGUUGAAUUGGUGGAUGAGCUCAGUAUGAUGGGCCGUGUCGUCAAAGUGGAGAAGCAGGUGCAGUCUAUCGAACAUAAACUGGAUUUACUACUGGGCGUUUACUCACAGUGCUUGCGGAAGGGCUCCAUGAACUCCUUCAGCCUGACGUCCAUGACAAUCCCUGCCGGUGAACCUGACAUCACAUCUGACUACCACAGCCCCGCAGACCAUGAGGACAUCUCCGUCUCUGCUCAGACCCUGAACAUCUCCCGGUCUGCUAGUGCCAACAUGGACUAAGGUGCAGCACCCGGUCCA
Molecule: messenger RNA, 1875 nt
Organism: Gekko japonicus
Lineage: Eukaryota; Metazoa; Chordata; Lepidosauria; Squamata; Gekkonidae
Gene: KCNQ4
Product: potassium channel, voltage gated KQT-like subfamily Q, member 4
Exons: 13
Coding region: 7-1857 (616 amino acids)
Biological process (GO): transmembrane transport; potassium ion transport
Cellular component (GO): membrane
Molecular function (GO): voltage-gated potassium channel activity
Source: RefSeq, a predicted model, not a curated record